Molecule: messenger RNA, 3150 nt
Organism: Paramormyrops kingsleyae
Lineage: Eukaryota; Metazoa; Chordata; Actinopteri; Osteoglossiformes; Mormyridae
Gene: ntsr1
Product: neurotensin receptor 1 (high affinity)
Biological process (GO): neuropeptide signaling pathway
Cellular component (GO): plasma membrane
Molecular function (GO): G protein-coupled neurotensin receptor activity
Source: RefSeq, a predicted model, not a curated record
GGACGUGCAUCUCUUUCGGUUCCUCUAUGCUUUGAUGCACAAUCCAAUCAUCUCUACUUCACACCUGUAGGGGCUGGCGGACAGCUCUCCAUUCAUGUGCAUUUAUAGUAGAUGUAACGCGCACGUUUUAUUUGUGAUCUUUAUCAGAAGAUAUAUGCCACAGUGAUAGGACGCAACUUCAUAGACUUCGGCAUUUCAGCGCAACAAUCCAUGGCGCCUGGGAAUCUCUCAUAUUCGCUGUAUGACAACAGCAGCCAUCGAGACCUCGAGUCUAGUUUGGAUGUUAACACAGAUAUAUACUCAAAGGUACUGAUCACCGUGAUAUACAUCGUGCUGUUUUUGGUCGGUUGUCUGGGGAAUUCCAUCACGCUGUAUACUUUAGUACGGAAGAAAUCCUUACAGAACCUGCAGAGCACUGUGCAUUACCACCUGGCCAGCCUGGCUGUUUCCGACCUCCUCAUCUUGAUCCUCUGCAUGCCCAUUGAGCUGUACAACUUCAUAUGGGUGCACCACCCAUGGGCAUUUGGAGAAGCUGUUUGCAAGGGUUACUACUUCUUACGAGACGGCUGCUCCUACGCGACCGUGCUUAACAUCGCCAGCUUGAGCGUCGAGCGUUACAUGGCAAUCUGCCAUCCUUUUAAAGCAAAGAGUAUUAUGUCCAAGAGCCGCACUAAGAAACUGAUAAGCGGAAUGUGGAUUUUGUCCUUUAUCCUGGCCGCACCGAUGCUCUUUACCAUGGGGCAGCAGAACAUGGGCGGCGAGAACAUCUGCACCACCAUUGUAUCCCUGCUUAGCUCCAAGAUUGUGUUGCAGGUGAAUGCCUUGCUCUCCUUCGUGGUUCCCAUGGCAGCGAUCUCGGCACUGAAUGGAAUGAUCGCCAGCCAGCUCCUUCACAUGUUCCGCCAGGCUGAGCGGGACACCCGCGUGUGCGUCGUCGGAGGAAGCCCAACCAUGCUGAGUGUCUCAAUGGAGCCCAAUCGCAUCCAGUCCCUGCGCCAUGGCGUCAUGGUCCUGCGUGCUGUGGUCAUCGCGUUUGUGGUGUGCUGGCUGCCCUACCACACGAGACGGCUCAUGUUCUGCUACGUCACUGAGUGGACAGACAGCCUUUAUGACUUCUACCACUACUUCUACAUGGUGACAAACGUGCUGUUCUAUGUCAGCUCUGUUAUCAACCCCAUCCUCUACAACCUGGUAUCGGCAAACUACAGGCAGAUCUUUUUCUCCAUGGUAAAUUACUUCUGCCUGCCCUGCCACCAGAAGAAGCAGAGACAGGUCCUGACCAGAUACUCCAAUAGUACCUCCAGCAACCACACCUGCUCUACCAAUGUUAUCAAGGAGACUGUGUACUGAUCUCUGAUUAGCUAAUGCUAAUUAAUAUCACCUGGCAAGCAAGGGAGGAUCAUGGCUACAGUAAAGUCAAAGCAGCAGAAUUAGUCUCAGACUGAAUGUGCCAAUAACGGUAUUCGUUGUUUUUUUUUUCAUCAGCCUUCAGGGAAAGGGGAAGGUAAGAGUCAUUUUCAUAAUUGCCCAAAACUUUAAGCUUUAUACGCAUACUCAGUGUUCAAAAUAUUAAUUUCAUGGCUUGUUAAUUAUUUUCAGUUCAGGUGGCCUGUGAAUUUUCUUGAGCAGAAUUAAGAAAGAAAGAUUUUCAUUCUAUACGCCAGUUCUAUAUUUUAGCCUAAUAAUGUAGCGACAUGCUAUAUGUCUAUGUAUUUAGAAUGCCAAAAGGAUAAUUGUCCUACUCUCAUUGCGGCCAACGAAUAUUGACGUUUGAAAAAAAAUCCUAAAAUUGUAGAAGGUUGCAAAAGGAUUCCACUGUCCGUCAGCGUAACUCGUCAUUUUUGACAUGCACAGAGCUGAAAGAGUACCAGCAUAACAGACCCGGAUCCUGAGAACACAAAACAGCACCUUAGACUUCAAACAGAGACCGUGUCACCUCUGAGAGUCUGAGAGCGGCAGGAAAUAGCAUGGAUGACAGCUACAUUAUUUCCUUGUUAGCUCAAAAGGGAGCGUGCUGCCAUGUUGGAUAUAUCACUGUGUUGCAGAGGAAGCUUUGUCUGUCUUCACAGGUGCUUCACCCUUUAAGUGACAUUCAGCAUAAACCUUUCAGUACAAAAGGAAAAAUCUGUUUUCCAAAAUAGAAACACUGUGCCCAGUAGAUAAAGAGAAAUUUUUCAUUAAGACUCCUCUGCAGAUAGUUCUAAAGACGGCUGCAUUUCUAGUCAUGUGUGUUCGCGUCCAUCCUAGGCUGUGAAUGUUUUUCAUCAUCAUCCAGCUUGGCGAUAGUGCAUCAUCCAAAUGUCUCUCAAUUCUAUUUUUACAGACAUCAUAGCAAAUGAAUGUCCCAUUACAUUUUGCUAUAUGUGGUUUAAAGCAUUGGAAGACUGUGCCCAUUUCUUGUCUUAUUCAAAUUGCUGUAGCAAACCAGCCUCAUGAAUUAACCAUAAUGGUCAGAACACCGACUGAAAAACAGCAAUGUGUUUUCUGUUUCAUUUAAAUCCAGUCCACUUAGAGAAUAGAAUAAGGAGUACAGAAUGAAAACAGUGUUUUCAUUCCCAAUUCUUACACAUAAAAAUGAUUUAAUAAUCAUACGUUUGGUUUUUUUUUCAUUCAGCAUAAUUCUGCUGGGAUAGACAAAAAGAGAACAUUUGUCAUGAAAACAAUCAUUUUAAAACUGUAACUACAUGAGAACAGUAUGUAACUCCACUUGCCACCAUUUACACAUGUAGUGAUUUCAGGCGGUUAGAAAUGGCAAACUUUCAUCUUUAUCUCCCCUUUGAUAAUUACACAUGAUUUGUUCAGCAUGAAUGAAUCAUAUAUCAAGAACCGUAUUCACAGCAUCUGCUAUGUGAGCAAAGUGUGAUUACAUCAUUAUUACAUGUGAAGGUGAAUCCUCAUUUUGCCACUGUGAUGAAUUUGUAUUUUGCUUUUUUGUGAUUGCAAAGUUUGUUGUAUUGAAGCUAUUCUUGUGAAGUCAUGUGGCUUGCAUCUAUUAUUGAAAAAAGGAUUGUAAAAAUGAGGAAGAAUUAAGUAUCUGUUACUGUAUAUAUUUAUUUCUAGACAACUGAAUGAGAACAUGUAUGACAUAUACACUCACCUAAAGGAUUAUUAGGAACACCUGUUCAAUUUCUCAUUAAUGCAAUUAUCUAA